AUUACAUGAGCUCAUGUUUAUAUAUAUCUACCAUUAUAAUGUGGCAGCUGAAAGCAAGAGAGAUAUCAGCUACCUAACAACCCUACCAGGAGCAUCGGACAGACUCCAAAUCUUCCAUGCAGAUCUCAACCAACCUGAGACUUUUGAUGAGGCCAUCCAAGGCUGCACCGGAGUCUUCCACGUUGCUCACCCUAUGGAUACUGAUAACAAAGAGCCAGAGGAAACUGUGACCAAGAGAGCCCUAGAAGGAACUCUAGGUAUUUUGAAGGCAUGCCUGAACUCCAAGACUGUGAAACGCGUCGUUUACACUUCUAGUUUGGCAGCAAUAUUGUUCAACAGCAAAGGUUUAAGUGAAACUGAUGAAAAUACAUGGAGUGAGAUCGAUAUCUGCAAAAGCAGCGGUCUUGUAGGCUCUUCUUACUUGGUUUCUAAGACUCUGGUGGAGAAGACGGCUUUGGAGUUUGCAGAAAAACAUGGAUUGGAUGUUGUCACUGUGAUUCUUCCCAUAGUUGUUGGACCCUUCAUUUGUCCAAAUAUUCCUUCUUCGGUGUACAUGGGAAUGGCUCCCAUUUCUGGUAACCAGGAUCUAUGUAAGUAUCUUAUUAACACAUAUAUGGUACACAUAGAUGAUGUAGCAAGUGCACAUAUCUAUCUUCUGGAGUACCCUAAUGCAAAAGGAAGUUACUUAAAGGAGGUCAAAGGUUACAAAAGAACUAAGGUCUCUUCAAAGAAACUGUUGAAUACUGGAUUCGAAUUCAAAUGCGGCCUUGGUGAAAUGUUUGAUGGCGCUGUUCAAUCCUACAAAGAGAAGGGUUUUCUUUAA
This is a messenger RNA of Pyrus x bretschneideri (Chinese white pear), 823 nucleotides long. Its product is annotated as vestitone reductase-like. NCBI's taxonomy places the organism in Eukaryota, Viridiplantae, Streptophyta, Magnoliopsida, Rosales, Rosaceae. Gene Ontology annotation, molecular function: oxidoreductase activity, acting on the CH-OH group of donors, NAD or NADP as acceptor. The record is from RefSeq and is a predicted model, not a curated record. The transcript has 3 exons. Bases 14 to 823 code for a protein of 269 amino acids.